AAUAUGGAUGUCUCAGAAAGCCCUUCCUCUCAUCACGUGCAUCAGAUCAGGUCUCUCUGUUGAGCCUUCCAAUGGCCCCUUGCGUUUCUUCUUUGUAGCACUUAACCACUCAAGUAAUGGCUGUUAGUGUCCAUCUUUCCCCAAACUCGAACCUUUCUGGGGACAGUAACCACAUCCACCUUGUUCACGGCUGAAUUCUCAGCACCGCCAUUCAACAGAUGCUGCAGCUGCCCUCCUUCGAUAAUUCAUUGCACACCAGCAGCCCCAUCUAAGGAGGCUGUGCAUUUGGGGGGCUGCUCUGCUCUUCACUCCCCGCAACAUCCUGUCCCCAACACUCCAAAGGGAGCUGACAUCACAGAAGGGACAUCAGGGCUCAUUACAGUGCUGCCAGCCUGCAGGCCAGACUCGAGUGUGGACCAAAAAGGGGUCCCAUGGCAUGUCACCUCCAAAGGAGAACCGGUGCUAACCCCCUAACUGGGCAGGUCAGGGUGGGGAGUCACCCCCAGGCCUGUAGCUUCUUUAGUGAGAGGCGUAUCUCUGCCUUAAGCAGCCCUGUCCAUUGUGUCUGGGCAUCUAGGUAACACACCUCUGACUCAAGUGGGACCGCCCUCAAGAGAGCACGUGAUCUUGUUAACUCGCCUGUCAUCCACCCCUACCUUGCUUCCACCUCCAUGGCAUCAUCCUUAGCCCCCUCCUAAUUCCAAAUGCAGAGAAGAAACUGCAAAACCGUCACUCUCCAUUUAGCUUGCUCCCCAGAAACUGUCCUCAGUUUGGCUCAAACUCUUACAUAAAUGUUCUAUAGGUUUGGACGUUUAUGUGGACACUUCCCUCCCAAAUACCCAUCCACCCGUCCACCCGUGCACGUAUUCAGCAUUUAGUGUAGUGCACCUCAGGGGCCAGGUACAGGAUGGUGAUAAAACAAGCAGCCAUGGUCCCUGCUCUCCUAGAGCUUCUACUCUCAUGGCAGAAGCAGAAGACCCACAAGAAAAACAAUUCCUGGUAGCUGUGUGCGCUCUCGGAAUGAAAUGGCAAUGUACGCAUGAGCAGAGGGGGCAGUCAUCUGAUUGUGGGUAGUUGGUGACUCGAGCCAGUCCUGAAUGCUAGAAAGAAGAGGUCGGGCGGUGCUGGAAGAGGGAUCAGCAGGAACAAAGGUUGUGAGGUGGGAGCCAAGGUCGGUGCUGUGGGGAGAGCUUGAGGAGAUUAGGCCCCAGGUGGGGAGGGUGGGCCCUGGAAAGGAGUCUGGUCUGCAGUCUAAGAGCCAAAGAAAGACACUUGUUGAUUUUGAGCAAGUUGGAAUAUUGUGGUCUGAUUUAAGUCUUUUAAAAUGUGCUUGGUUUCAGACUACAUCCUAAGUCCUUACGCUUCUGCCAGUUUUGCAGAUGGGGAAGGGUCCAACCUGAUGCCACCUAACUGACCGGGAGAGUUGGGGUUAGGAGCCCCGAUCGCUGGAUUAUUUCCCUGACCGAGUCAUCCUUUGGGUUCCUCUCUCUUCCCCACACACUUCACAUCCAAUUCAGCAGCGAGAACUGCAAGCAAGCCCUCCUUCCCAAGUACCCCGUGGAUUUAAUCGUCGCCACUUCCACUGCCACCGGAACACUACCUUCGCUUCUCCCCUGGCCUCCUGCAGCAGCCUCCUAACGGCUCUGACACCUUCUGCCCUCCUGUAUAUCCAGCAGCCACGAGCCAGUUUUUCUUUAAAACGUCAGAUCAUGUCACUCCUCUUCUUAAAACCCUCCCAUCAGAUGCAAAAACCCGGGUCUCAUCUACAGUUCACCUAUUUUCCGUCAGUUGCUGACAACUGGAUUCCCGAGAAGGUGACUGAAAAAUGAACAGUUGAUGUGUCAGUUGGGUGUUUGAGGACGAGCCGUCUACAAUCAGGCUGGCUGGCUCCUCUGGCUGAUGGCAUGUUGAGGUUCAAGGGUCAGUGGCAGCGAGGGCAUCCGAUCCAGAGGGAGCCAGUCUAGAGGCCAGGCCACCAACACCAUGGGCCAGUGUGUCACCAAGUGCAAGAAUCCUUCAUCAACCCUGGGCAGCAAGAAUGGAGAACGUGACCCCAGCAGCAAGUCACACAGGCGAGCUGCAGGCCACCGUGAGGAACAACCGCCAGCCUGUGGCAAGCCAGGUGGGGACAUUCUCGUCAAUGGGACCAAAAAGGCAGAGGCCACUGCCGAUGCCUGCCAGCUGCCGAUGUCCUCAGGCGACGCCGGGCGGGAGCCCAAGUCCAGCGCCGAGGAGGCUUCCUUGCAGAGACUGGAGGCGCUUUUCCGGCGCUACAAGGACGAGCGGGAAGAUGCAAUUUUGGAGGAAGGCAUGGAACGCUUUUGCAACGACCUGUGUGUCGACCCCACGGAGUUUCGAGUGCUGCUCUUGGCUUGGAAGUUUCAGGCUGCUACCAUGUGCAAGUUCACCAGGAAGGAGUUUUUUGAUGGCUGCAAAGCAAUAAGCGCAGACAGCAUCGACGGGAUCUGUGCGCGGUUUCCGAGCCUCUUAACGGAAGCCAGACAAGAGGACAAAUUCAAGGAUCUCUACCGGUUUACAUUUCAGGUCGGCCUGGACUCUGAGGAGGGGCAGCGGUCGCUGCACCGGGAAAUAGCCAUCGCCCUGUGGAAACUAGUCUUCACCCAGAACAGCCCGCCUGUGUUGGACCAGUGGCUAAACUUCCUGACAGAGAACCCCUCGGGGGUCAAGGGCAUCUCCCGGGACACUUGGAACAUGUUUCUCAACUUCACUCAGGUAAUCGGCCCCGACCUCAGCAACUACAGUGAAGACGAGGCCUGGCCGAGUCUCUUCGACACCUUUGUGGAGUGGGAGAUGGAGCGGAGGAAAAGGGAGGGGCGUGGGAGGCGCGCGCUCAGCUCAGGGCCCGAGGGCUUGUGUCCCGAGGAGCAGACCUAGCGCCGGGUCCCAGGACCCGCGGCCAGGACCCACCCGCCUGUCGCCACCGAAGGAAUGGACCUGUCUGGAAAUUACUGAAGAUCCGGAUAUUUUCUACUUUACACCUUUCUCUGCCUUGUAUCCGAAAGGGCUCUAAAAUGCUGUAUCAUGUUUUAGGCACUUUCUUCACUUUUUGGUUAUUUUGAUUAUUUCUUUUUUUGAGGGGGGGGAGGGUUCUCCCAAAAUAUUUGAACCUGGCUACAUGUUGUGCAUCUUUUUUAUUUUUAUUUUUUUUGAAGCCUUCAGAUAGAAUAAGCCUGCCUUUUCUUGCACAAAUUAGAUUUUUUUUGUGUGGGGGAGGGCAUAGACCAGGGAGAGGGCAUGGGACGUUAGGCCGAAUUAACCUACGAGAGGAUCCAGUGCCAGAUCUCAGCUUUGCAUAUUGUUUUUCAGGGCAGGUCUGUACUGUGUGUAGUGCUGUUUACAUGGUUGAAUUUAGGUUGUGAUAAUUAUUUUUGAAGAUUUACACAGCGUUGACUAGCAGUGUUAACUGUUAACCACAUCACAUUAAUUCCCAGACGACUUGAAGCUCUUGGAGAGCCGAGGCCAGCCAAGAGUGGCGGUGGUCUGGCGACAGCCCCCUUUGAAGCUAAUUUCUCCGAAACCUUUCCUUGUUUUCCUCACUCACCUUUUGUUCGUUCCUUCUUUGACCCAUUGCAUUUCGUAUCGAGUUGAUCCGUCAGCGUGCUGCACCCUGCACAGUUUUAGAACCUUGUGCUAACAACCACUUCAACACCCCAACACAGAGAGAGCAGUGCUACCUCAGUUUUGCUGGAAGAAGUAGACUUUGAUAGUUUUCUUUCCUUGAUGAAUUUUCUGUAUUUUCAUGUUGUAAAUGGAAAUACGUUGAUUUUUUUUUUCUUUUCUUUUUUAUUUUCAUUUGCCUCGGAGCCAAAGUUUCUGUUCCUGGUGGUCGGAAAACGGUGCCUGCCGGCCAGCUGACUUGAAGGAAAACUGUGGAAUGGAGCUCUGCUUGAAUUUUUUUCCUUUUAAAAAAAAAAAAUUUUUUUUUUGAGUGUCAUCAGCUUACUUGUCUGGCAAGUGCAGAAGCCUGGGGCUGGCCUGAACUCUGCCAAACAAAAUAUAGAAGUGUAUUUAAUAGUUAGAUGUGUCCCCUUUCCUUCGUGCUGCACCCAUGUUGUCACUGCACCCCUGGGAGUUAUUUAUUAUCUCGUCGUUCGUGUCAGGCUCAUCUGGGGUAAUGUGAUAACUGUUUAGGUUUACAUGACCCUCUUCUCCUUCCCCUUCCCCCAAAUAUGUAUAUAUACAUAUAUAAGAUAUGUAUAUAUUUUACCUAUAUAAAAUAUAUAUAUAUACACAUAUAUGUAUCUAUAUUCCUUUGUUUCUUUGCCUGCUAAAACUGGCCAUAAAGAAGGGAGCUGCCUUCAAUAUAUAUAAAGUAUAAGAACAGUGCCAGGGAACGUCCUAAAGGAAGCUUUUGAAUCUGAAUUUGGGCCGUUUUCACUAAAGAGAAGAUGAAUUUUCUCGGUCUUUUCCUCACAAGAGGGAGGCCCCGUUCCCAGACUCCUCUGCGUGCUCGCCCCGUAAGCCCAGCUUCGGCCAAACUGCCACACGGGAGCCGACUCAGGUCCGACCUGGUCUCAGCAGAGGGUCCUUGCUUUUCCUUUGAAAAAAAAAAUACGUCCUCAGAAACCGUGCUGGAGGUGCAGGGAGGGCGAGCAGGGACUUGGACAGUUCGGCUUCCAACGUUUUGGAGCAGAUCGAAAAGGGAAUCUUUUAAAUAAAACCUUAUAAAAUAUUUAUACUUUGGAGGCAAUGAGAGUUUGUCUAUUAAACAUAGGGAAUUUCUGCCCACUAACCACCCUUGCCUCCCUCCCAGAUACGUUUCUUAGCCUGGGCAGGAAUCGCUUAUUUUGAGUUUCUUUCUUAGCAGCCUUCUAGAUUCGGGCUCCCCUCUUUACAAAGGUGGUUAUCUAAGGAGUUGCUGCAGUCAGUGUUUUUCCAAAAUGGACAUCGACGUAGAGAAUGUGAUUGGAGUUUGAUUUUUGUAAUCCUAAAACCUGUUAGUUGCCCCUUCUAGGGGACAGACGGGGGGCUUUUAAAUCCACCACGGUAGGUUAGCACUCCUUCUGGAAAGCUGAAGAGAGUCUCCGGCCAGAUGUCUGUCUCUGCUCUGGCCUAAGACACGAGAUCCUUGUCUAAAGAGAGUUUCUAGUGAUCCCAGCUGGUUCUGGGGGCUCAGGUAUAGUCGGGGUACCCAAACUGAGUUCUUAAAUUGACCACCUUUUCAUGCAGCCGGUCUGCAGCCCCCCCACCCUGCACCCCCCGUUUUUCCCGUUUCUGAGUUGGGUAGAGGUUGAGUGAGGGAGAAUGGCUGGCUGCUCCUAGCCGGGCGAGGCUCUUUCUGUCCCACGUCACUGGACACUGGAGGACUCUGAGGACGGCAGGACCCGGAUGCCACCCCCAGCCGACAAGGAGGCAUCCAUCCGUGUAUGAGGCAUAUCAUAAUGGGUGGAUUUUGAUACUACCAGCUCCCCAGUCCCCACAGAAGAGCCAUUUCAAAAAUUCGUUUGGGUUCUAUUCUUAAAGAUCUAGUUGUUACAGGUGCGAUUGAGAAGCCAGAAGAGGGAGCAGUUGGGGAGGGACUUACUAGCUCCUUCCAGGUUUGAGUCCCUGACGCUAGGACUUUGCGCUACAGCUCCAGGGCCUCCUCACCGUCUGGCAAAGCAGUUUUCUGCAGAGGGACCCAGGGUGCAGUUACCCUUCUGGGAAAUAAGGUCACUGUUCUCUUACCCUUGGUGAGUGAGCAGGAAUUGUGGGGAAGGGGCCAAAUGCAGGCCCCUCGACUCAGCCAGGGCCCCCUUCACGCCAGCAGAGGUGGUGUGCCAAGGGGCCGAGUGUGGGCGCCGUUUUGAAAACAGGCAAAUGUCUGCAGGGGAAACUACAACAAACUUAAUUAAUCUGUGCUGGGAAAUGGCUUGGUUUUGGCAAAUGGCUUUGUGAGCUUCUAGGGGGUUUCUUUAGCAACUCAGUGGAAAGCUGUAUGAGAUGAAGGCUUGCUUCAUUGAACGGCUCUCCCCGCAUCCCUGCCAGAUUUUCAAAUCUGAGUGCGUUAUUCUUACCCCCACCUCCUGUGAUGGCACUUCGCUUCCACUGGUCGCCCCAGCAGCUCUCUCUCAUCCCUGCCAGAUGUGCCCACAUCCAAUUGCUGGGAAAAAUCCAGAGCUAGGUGAAGAUCCAAAUUUCAACCAAGCCCCCAGGCCCAAGGAAACCCUGUUGAAAACGUACAAGGCUGUGUGUUUAGUAUUAAAAGGCUUCGGCCACACAGUAUUGGUCGGUCUUUGCAAAGGCACAAAUUUCUCGGGGGCUGGUGCCAAAAUUCAGUCCUCAGUGCUGCGGCCCGCAGGGCGUGGGACCCUGUUCAUGGAUGGCCUCCCAUACGAUGCCAUGCCAAAUUGUCUUAAACAGUGGUGGGAAGUUACCGGGAUAAGGACUCGAGUUGAGAAGUUUAAAAAGCAAAACAGAUGUGUACUUAGGACUUAGGACUGUGUUUGGUUGGCCACAUUUAAAGUGAAGCCUUGGGUGGCAUGAAGCCCAAAAGACCCAUUUAUCCAGUUACAAGGCAAGGCCGGAAAGAGGCAGCUGCUGGGGUAGUGUUGUUUUGCCUGCAUUUCCAUCUUUCUCGCGUCUCUCAUGUUGGGUUAGCGAGGACUUGAACAUUUUGCGAAUGGACGAAGGACUUCCUUGGGGGACUCCAGCAAUAUGUUGUUUAAACAGCGGAAAGGACUCUUAAAAGUCAUGACAGUGUGUUCAUUGGGACUCAUUUGAGGACAUGUGACGUUGGCCCCUCUCUCAUCCAGUGUGUUUUCUGAAUCACAUGGAGGGGUUUCCCAAUCGCCUCCCUGCGGAAUUGACACCUGCGGGAAGCAGGAAUGGCGGCAUGUGUUCAGUGUAACCCGGGCUGGGACCGCAUUAUCAUGAGGACCUGCAGGCGUCCCCUCACUGAAAGACAAAAGUGAUGCUUGAGCUGUGGUUCAGAAACCCAGAUGGUUCAGGUAGCUUCUGACCUGGCGCUGGGCCGUCACAUCCCCUCUGUUCCUCCUAGAAGUUCAGCCUGCCGCAGUUACCUACGUCCACGGCCCACUCCCCUCCCCACUUUCAGCACAGAUCUGGUAACUUGCCAAAGGAAUCCAUUCAGCAGCUGCUGGGGGUUUCCCCCCCCAACACACAGUUAUUCUGGGAGAACUGUCUUCCCCCAACCCUGGUCCCAGCCCCGAGUCUGGGAUGAAUUGCUCUGACCUGUUGCACUAAUGAGUAUGAUUCUUGGUUUCAAAGGGGGGAGGGGGGAAGAGUGUUGAAGUAGGCAAACGGGGCUUGGAUGAGUCCGUCCCACAGACACCCUGCCUUAACCCGCUGAGGUGACGAGUCUCCACCCACGUGACCCUCCACCUUUGUGGCUUCUUCUUGGUUUGUGACCAGUGGUUUCUUGAGGUUGUACAGACCUGUUGACAAAAGUCAACACUGGUGUUUGUAUUCUCUGCACUGUUGCACUCUCCAAAUGGCUCCUUGAAUAUUUUUAUUAACUUGUUACACACAUUUUUGUCUUUGUCUACAUUAUUUCUUUUCAUGUUUUUUUUUAUUUGAAAGGUUACCUGCUGUUGGAUUUAAUAAAUUUGUUUACUUGACAAUUGA
Messenger RNA from Hipposideros armiger (great roundleaf bat), 7587 nucleotides. It is a transcript of the gene DCUN1D3, whose product is annotated as defective in cullin neddylation 1 domain containing 3. Lineage: Eukaryota; Metazoa; Chordata; Mammalia; Chiroptera; Hipposideridae. Gene Ontology annotation, biological process: protein neddylation. Gene Ontology annotation, cellular component: ubiquitin ligase complex. The transcript is spliced from 5 exons. Gene Ontology annotation, molecular function: cullin family protein binding; ubiquitin conjugating enzyme binding; ubiquitin-like protein binding. The coding region runs from base 1984 to 2895 and encodes 303 amino acids. The record is from RefSeq and is a predicted model, not a curated record.